Molecule: messenger RNA, 985 nt
Organism: Bolinopsis microptera
Lineage: Eukaryota; Metazoa; Ctenophora; Tentaculata; Lobata; Bolinopsidae
Product: LSM12 homolog A-like
Exons: 5
Coding region: 23-613 (196 amino acids)
Source: RefSeq, a predicted model, not a curated record
AGCUAUAUGUAGGAUGUCAUGAAUGAGAAUGGUUGCGCAUGGCGCUAUGGCAACGGCCGGCAAACUUGAAAAUGAACUUCAACAUUACGUCCCCUUAGGAUCAAUUGUUAUGUGCGUCGACCCCUACGCCAAUAAGAUAGAGGGUGAAUUAGUGGCUAUGGAUGAGCCCACCGGUAUGAUAAUAAUAAAGAGUGUAAGCAACGACCAGAAGGAGGAUUUAACUGUUCUUAACAGAGAGCUGCUUACCGAGUUUGAAGUCAAGAAGUAUGCUCCUAAUAAUACCAGAGGUGCGUUCAUGCCGGAGCGAAUUGUAAGUGAGAGCGCUGUGAGGAAAGCUAUCAUCGAGAAGGAAGAGGCCAUCAACAGAGUUGGGCCUAAAGAUGUUAGUUUGGCAGGCAGGGAGCUCUUCAAGGUCAUCAACAAAACGUACACGAAUCUCGAGUGGCGUGGAAAUGUAAUACAAGGCCUUGACGGAGAUUUCUUUGUACACCCACCUUACAAAUCUAACGAUGUCAAAGGAAAUACUGAGGAUGCAGUGGCUAGAAUCAAGAAAGUGGUUGACAAGUUUCACCAAGAUUUCGUGAAGAAGCACGGGCCACAGAGUGACUCAUAGACAGGACUACAGGAUACGGGACUGUUGUGUUAUAAUAACUUAUGAUUUUCAACUGCUGAACCAUAUGAUUGCCAAUUAUAAUUUAUUCGUUGUACCUAAAUCCGUGAUACCCAGUUUUUAAAUCAAUGCUUUUCGGAACCCUAUUUAAUGAAGUGUCUUAAGAGCACCAUUCGAAGAUCUUGCUUUAAUUUGAAAAAUUUCCCGAUUCAUUUUACAUGAAAUAUUUGGUAACUUCCUUGUUUAAUAAUAUGUUUAUAUAUUUCAGUUAUUUUCAUGAGAACCGACUGUAGGUUUAUAGGAAUUUAAAAACAGGAAGGGUAAUUUCAGCUAUUUUAUUGGUCAUAUUUGAUAUUUGGAUUUGUUUCCAUUUAA